CUUUAAUGUUGCUCACAAGACGCAGAUACAAGAUUUGUAAGUCGACAACUGCACAGAAGAACGAUGACUAUUUGUAUGCAUUUCUUCACGCUUAUUGUCAAGGUGUUAACCUUGCCUCUUAAACUGAUGGAAGCGGUUGGCAUGUAUGGCAUCUACAAGCGUUUCUUUCCGUUUGUUAUUUACAAGCUAUCUGCCUCUUACAACGUCAAAAUGAAAGAAAAAAAGAUGGACCUUUUCAGUAAUCUUUCCGAUUUUAAAGGAAACAGACCGCUUCGCAUUUUGGAGAUUGGCUGUGGAACCGGGGCGAACUUUGAGUUCUUCCCACCUGGUUCCAGUGUGAUUUGUGUUGACCCUAAUCCGCACUUCAAGAAGUAUCUGCAAAAGAGCAUGUCUGUCAAUGAUCACAUAACUUUCGAAAGCUUUGUUGUAGCUGCAGCAGAGGACAUGGGGGCAAUGAAAGAUAACUCAAUGGACGUGAUCGUUUCCACGCUGGUGCUAUGUUCUGUUGACGACACACCGCGAACAUUACGUGAGGCGCAUCGCAUAUUAAGGCCUGGUGGUGCUUUCUACUUCUUGGAGCAUGUAGUGGCUGACCCCUCUUCCUGGACAUACUUCUUCCAGCAUGUGCUUCAGCCAUUGUGGUACUACUUUGGGGAUGGAUGUGAGCUUAUCAGGGCAACAUGGAAAGAUCUGGAGGCUGCUGGAUUCUCUGAACUCAAACUGAGGCACAUCAGCACACCGCUCAGUUACUUGGUCAAACCACAUGUUAUGGGCUAUGCUGUCAAGUAAUAUAUGACAACCUUCCUGGUCUAGGCCUAUUCCAACAGCUGUUUAUUGAUGCCUAAGUAUUCAGAGAAAAUCAAACCUAUUUGAAUAUGUGGAUGUCAUACAUCACAGUACCAGUCAAAUGUUUGGACACACCUUCUCAUUCUGGGGUGUUUCUUCAUUUUUCCUAUUUUCCACACUGUAGAAUAAUAUUGAAGACAACAGAACUAUCAAAUAACAUAUGCAGUCAUGUAGUAACCAAAAGUGUUAGACAAAUCAAAAUAUAUUGAUAUUUUAGGUUCUUCAAAAUAGCCAACCUUUGCCUUGAUGACAGCUUUGCACACUCUCUGAGAUGUUGUGUUUCUUCUUUGCUCUAUGUAUGAAACAGCCAGCACUAAACAUUCACUAUAGAACGUCACAGACAUCAGACUCUCACGUACAGUGCCAAGUGAAAGGCUUACAGAUUUAGUUGCCUUGAAUUUUUAGCCUAACGCACUGUCUCCAACCUAUUCUGAGCCUAAAAAUUGAACAGUUAAAACAAGGACUUACCAUAUUACAUUAAUGGUGUUUUGUGGUAGAUUUGAAAGAGCUGGAUAUUUUUUUUUACAUAUACACUGAGCAAAAAUUUAAAUGCAAAAUGUAUAGUGUUGGUCCCAUGUUUCAUAAUCUUGAAUUAAAAGAUUACAGAAAUUUUA
Molecule: messenger RNA, 1460 nt
Organism: Esox lucius (northern pike)
Lineage: Eukaryota; Metazoa; Chordata; Actinopteri; Esociformes; Esocidae
Product: methyltransferase-like protein 7A
Exons: 2
Coding region: 64-789 (241 amino acids)
Molecular function (GO): S-adenosylmethionine-dependent methyltransferase activity
Source: RefSeq, a predicted model, not a curated record